CACGGGGAUCUCUUUAUUUCUCAUCUCUCUUUUGUCUCUCAUCUCUCUCAUUCUCAUCGCGCAUCGCUCGGUUCUCUCUUCUCUCUCUCAUUUCCCUCUAUUACCUCUCCUCUAUCCCCUCCCAAUCCACCUUAAUGCCUAGGAACCCCCGUUGUAUCGAACCCAGCCUGUGUAUCUGACGUGUUUCCCGCUCCACCUACUCACUCCUCAUUCGGUACAUAAACUUGUCCUUGGCUUCGGGAGGAUAAUUCCGAGAAGCGGGUUAAGAUUUUUGGCCCUUCUCCGGGAAACAAAUAAAUCCUUUGGCCGCGCAAGAUUGGCCCACCGCCUCGCGGCUCCUCCCUCCAACGAAUAUAGCUACAGUUACCACACACAACAGCUUCUUAGCUAUUUAAAGAACCUAAAAUUGUAUUUUCUUCUUCUUUCUUUCUCUGUUUCGUUUUGACGAAAAGAAAAGAAGCAAAGACUUUGCAACCCUUCCGUGCGAGUCCGUCCUUGACCACCAACAAAGACCCAGCUACGAAUAUAUCAAAAGACGAAACCCUAGGACGCGAAUAGUUAGAAGACUUCUGUUGACAGGGCACGUCCCCUGCUUCUGCUGCCUUUUUGUGUUUUUGGCGCGGUAUGUCGUUUUCAAUCGCAGAGCUAGAUAAUACGGUUCGGGCCUUCUAUGAAGGGAAGGGUGAUGUUCAAAAACAAGCCGAAUAUGCCUUGACCGAGUUCAAGCAGAAUCCGGAUGCAUGGCUCGUAGUCGCGGACAUCCUUCAGCAAUCCGGAUACGUCUACACGAAAUAUCUUGGUUUACAGGUAUUGGAUGAUCUUAUUUCGACAAGAUGGAAUAUCCUUCCGGUUGUGCAACGCCAAGGCAUCCGAAAUUUCAUCUGCGAAUGCAUCAUCGAACACUCGAAUACGGAGGAGAAACUAAAGAAUGAGAGAGCGUUCCUCAACAAGCUCAAUCUCGUGCUGGUAUCAAUAUUGAAGCAAGAUUGGCCAGAUAACUGGCCGAACUUCAUUAAAGAAAUUACCGAGGCGUCCCCUGCCAAUUUGUCUGUCUGUGAGAAUAACAUGGCCAUCUUCCGACUGCUAUCUGAGGAAGUGUUCGAUUUUUCCCAGGAUCAGAUGAUCUCCGAGAAGGCGAAGCGCCUGAAGACAGCAAUGUGCAAUGAAUUCCCUCUGAUCUUCAACCUCUUCUCCCAAAUUCUGGCCGAUGCGCACCAAAGUAGCCUCAUAAAAGCCACGUUAGAAACAUUGCUUCGAUUCCUGAACUGGAUUCCGCUCGGAUAUGCAUUCGAUCAAAAAAUCAUCAGCAAGCUGCUCGAUAGGUUUUUGAUGGUGCCCGAUUUCAUGAACUUGACGCUCAAGUGUCUAACAGAGAUCGGGAGUGUACAGAUUGGGCAGCAGUACCUGUUUGACGAGACCCUCGUGCAAAUGUUUAUGAACACGAUGAUGAAGGUAUCGGAAAUGAUCCCGUCCCCCAUGGAUCUCAAGCAGACCUACGCUACGAGCGGAUCCCGUGAACAAGAGUUUAUUUUGAAUUUAACCCUUUUCCUUUGCAACUUCUUCAGCGUUCACCUAAAUCUCCUUGAAAAACUUCCCGAUACCAACAUUCUCAUCCGUGCGCAUUUUUACCUUAUCUGUAUUAGCAAGAUAGAAGACAGGGAAAUUUUCAAGAUCUGCCUCGAGUACUGGACAAAACUGGUGCAAGAGUUGUAUGAAGAAAUGCAGCAGCUCCCAAUCACUGACAUCAACCCCUUAGUCAAUAUGGGCGUGAGCGGCCUUUCGAAUGGAGGAGCUCCGAACCCUAGUACCCUGGCCAACUACCCGCUCCGAAAACACAAAUACCAGGAGGUCUUAUCGGAACUGAGAGUAGUAAUGAUAGAGAAGAUGGUGAGGCCCGAGGAAGUUCUAAUCGUGGAAAACGACGAGGGUGAAAUCGUGCGCGAGUUCGUUAAAGAGAGCGAUACCAUUCAACUAUACAAGACCACUAGAGAAUGUUUGGUAUACCUGACCCAUCUCGAUGUGGUGGACACUGAAAACAUUAUGGCGGAUAAACUGGCCAAGCAAGUUGACGGGUCCGAAUGGUCAUGGGCGAACUGCAAUACACUUUGCUGGGCGAUUGGCUCCAUAUCCGGUGCGAUGAACGAGGAGACAGAAAAACGGUUUCUUGUCACCGUUAUUAAAGACCUGCUUGGCUUGACAGAAAUGAAACGGGGCAAGGACAAUAAGGCUGUCGUAGCAAGCAAUAUCAUGUACAUUGUUGGACAGUACCCGCGGUUUUUGAAGGCACAUUGGAAAUUUUUGAAGACGGUGGUGAACAAGUUGUUCGAGUUUAUGCACGAGACGCAUGAAGGUGUCCAGGAUAUGGCGUGCGAUACGUUCAUCAAAAUUGCCAACAAGUGCAAGCGGCAUUUCGUCGCUCUCCAGCCCGGUGAGAGCGAACCGUUCAUUGAAGAAAUCGUCCGAACUAUGCGGAAAAUCACCUGCGACCUCUCCCCGCAACAAAUCCAUACCUUCUAUGAGGCCUGCGGCUAUAUGAUUUCGGCCCAGGGACAGAAGAGCCUACAAGAUCGGCUGAUUGAGAACCUCAUGGCAUUACCGAAUUCGGCCUGGGAUGCGAUAAUUAGCCAAGCCAUGCAGAAUCCAUCCAUUCUGGAAGACCCGGAAACCAUCAAGAUUAUUGGUAACAUUAUGAAGACGAAUGUUGCUGCGUGUUCGUCAAUUGGGAGUUUCUUUGAUUCACAGAUAAGCCGCAUCUAUCAUGAUAUGCUCAAUAUGUAUAGGGCGACCAGUCCGCUUAUAUCUGAUGCUGUUGCUAGAGGAGGAGAAAACGCCACGAAAAUGCCCAAGGUACGGGGUCUACGGACGAUCAAGAAGGAAAUCCUGAAGCUUAUAGGCACCUAUGUGGAAAAGGCGGACAAUUUGGAAAUGGUCAAUACCAAUAUGGUACCCCUGUUGUUAGAUGCCGUCCUUGUGGAUUACAGCAACAAUGUUCCAGAUGCACGGGAAGCUGAGGUCCUUAGCGUUAUGACAACUCUCAUUCACAAACUACAUAACCUGAUGGACGACAAAGUCCCGCUUAUCAUGGAAUGCGUAUUUGCAUGUACGCAAGCCAUGUUGGACGCUGACUCCCACAAAUACCCCGAACACUACGUGGAGCACUUCAAGCUCCUACAGGCCAUCAAUCUAUACUGUUUCCCCUCCCUCAUACGACUAAGUGAAAAUCAAUUCAAGUACGUGAUCGAAUCGAUCGAGAAGGCGAGCAAGCACGAUGACAGAGAAGUGGAAAAUACCGCCUUGACAAUAUUCCUCGAGUUGGUGAAUAAUAUGACCGAAACGGACCCGCAAAUAUCGAGCCAUUUCUUCAAACAAUUUUACAUGCCUAUUCUUCAAAAUGUCUUUGCCGUUCUUACGGAUAGUAGUCAUAAAGCUGGGUUCAAAAACCAAGCCAUGCUUCUCUCCCGCAUGCUUUACCUUGUCAAAAUUGACAAGAUCCCUGGGCGCAUACUACCAGCAGACGAGGCGGACCGGAGUUCUAAUAGGGAACUCCUCACGGCGUAUUUGAAGAAGAAUCUUACUUUCCUGAAUCUGAAUCAAGCCCAAAUCGAUAAAUUCGUCGAUGGCCUCUUCGAUUUUAACGAUGAUUUCAACAAAUUCAAAACCCACCUCCGCGACUUCUUAAUCUCGCUAAAAGAAUUUGCCGGCGACAAUGCCGAGUUGUAUGCCGAAGAGCGCGAGCAGGCGCUGCGAGACGCUAAAAUGGCAGAGAGGGACCGGCAGAUGAAAGUUGGUGGGCUAUUGAAACCGGCUGAGAUGGAUCAGGAAGAAGAGCUGUGACUCGAAGAGGAGCUUCGGGCUGAAGUUGCUAGGGGUGUUCAGGUGGAGUCUAGAGCGCUGCCGCCGCCGUCGCCGCCGUCGUCAUCUGUUUUCUCCUCGCACCACCAGCCAGUGGAGACAGAUCGUGAUAAUGAGGAUGGGUUAGAUGGCUGGUCUCUAUACCAUUGUUAACCUCUUUUUUUUCUUUUUUCUUUUUUCUUUUUCUUUUUCUUUUUCUUUCUUCUUCCCUAAUAUAAUAUCAGAUAACAUCAGAGAAAUCAGAAAAGUCGGAAACUUUAGGUUCUCGCGAUCAUCUUAGUGAUUGAUUGGUAUUUCUUUCUUUUCUUUCUUUUUUUUUACCUUAUUUUUUU
Blastomyces dermatitidis ER-3 is the source of this 4184-nucleotide messenger RNA. Its product is annotated as exportin KapK. Gene Ontology annotation, biological process: protein export from nucleus; ribosomal small subunit export from nucleus; ribosomal large subunit export from nucleus. The record is from RefSeq and is a predicted model, not a curated record. Lineage: Eukaryota; Fungi; Ascomycota; Eurotiomycetes; Onygenales; Ajellomycetaceae. The transcript has 12 exons. Gene Ontology annotation, molecular function: nuclear export signal receptor activity; small GTPase binding. The coding region runs from base 625 to 3834 and encodes 1069 amino acids. Gene Ontology annotation, cellular component: nucleus; cytoplasm.